Messenger RNA from Paramecium tetraurelia, 831 nucleotides. RefSeq lists its product as uncharacterized. The transcript has a single exon. The record is from RefSeq and is a predicted model, not a curated record. NCBI's taxonomy places the organism in Eukaryota, Ciliophora, Oligohymenophorea, Peniculida, Parameciidae.
AUGUUUAUAUUCUUUCACUUAAUAGUAUUAGCCAUACAAUUCACUAUCAAAGUCGAUUAAGUUUCAUGCACAUGUCCAGACAUUCCACAAGAAGAUAUCUGUAUUGAAACGAAGGUUUGUAAAUGGGAGGAUGGAUCAUGUUAAAAACUGAAUUGCACCGAUGCAACUGAUCAAGAAUGGUGUGAUCGAAUAUUGCCAAAUUCAUAUAAAUGUGCUUGGAAUUAGGGAAAGUGCGAUGCAUUUACUGCUUGUUCAGACUAUAUAGUCUCCAAACCUUAAGAAUGUUUUGAAAAAUGGUUCUGUGCAGAUGGUGGCCUUACAGCAAGUGGACUUUAUGCUUGUACAGAUUUAAAUACAGAUGAUACAGAUGAAGGUCAGGAGAUUAUAUGUUAAGAUGUAAAAAUAGAAGAGGAAUGUGUUGGUUUAUAAUAAGAUGGCAAUUAUUGUAUUUGGGAUUCUACAGCUCAGAAUUGCAAUGCUAUAGGUAUUGAAAGCUGUGGUGAUGCUUCGAAUACAACCUAAGAGUAUUGUAGAGACACAUCAUGUGAGUGGAGUGAGUCCAAUAAUGAGUGCAUGGAUUUAUCUUGUGAUUUAUUCAAAAGCGAGGAUAAGUGCAAUUUAUACUUUAGCUUUGAUUUAUCCGAAGUCACACGAUGUUUAUGGAAUGGUACAUCAUGCUUAGAUUUUGAUAUAACAGAACUACCUUCAGAGCAGUGUUUGAAUAUGACAUUAAAUACUUAUGUUUGGAACUCGGUUUAAUCGCGAUGUGUAGAAUGUGCUGAAAGUUUAAUCCUUAAAUUAACUUUAAUUUUAAUUUUGAUUUAUAUUUGA